AUGUCGCUCAAACAGGAAAUCGAAACGUGGGUCGAGGCGCUUGGUCACUACGACAAUCAGGAAUUCGAGGAGUCCUUGACCAUCUUCGACAACAUCGCCGAUACUUCCAAGAUCUUAUUCAACUGCGGGGUCAUCCACGCAACCAUCGGCGAACAUGAUCGAGCGGUGGAAUGCUACCAACGUGCCAUCAAGCUCGAUCAAUACCUCGCUGUGGCAUACUUCCAGCAAGGCGUCUCAAAUUUCCUCGUCGGCGACUUCGAAGAAGCACUGGCCAAUUUCAACGACACCCUCCUCUACCUCCGUGGAAACACCUACAUCGACUAUGAGCAAUUGGGCUUGAAGUUCAAACUCUACUCUUGUGAAGUUCUCUUCAACCGCGGUCUAUGUUAUAUGUACCUUCAACAAGAAGAGCUGGGAAUGAAAGAUUUCAGCUAUGCACAAAAAGAGAAAAUGACUCCGGACCACGAUGUGAUUGACGAUGCAAUUAAAGAAAAUGCUCAGGGAUAUGUCGUCUUCAGCAUUCCCGUGGGCUGUGUUUACAGACCGAAUGAAGCAAAAGUCAAGAACUUGAAAGCUAAAGAUUAUCUCGGAAAAGCUCGCCUAAUAGCCACGUCGAACCAACAAAAUACUGGAACUGGAUUUUCCGGCACUGAUAGAAGGCAGGUCCUCGCCACCGAGUUUGCUCCCAAGGACGACCGACCGGUGGAGAACAUCAGCUAUGCAGCAACAAAUCUUGUACAACGAAAUCUAUCGAGUAGAAUUCCUCGAGAUCAAAGCGCUCCUCCAGUCAUGGGUAGAAAUGUCUUUCCCCCCACUCCACCUCCUGAGACCGAAAAGCCACGCGGCAGUCCCUCCACUUCCAACCUACCUCUACGCUCCACAUCUAUGCGUCAGCCCCGCAAUGCAUUUACCAGACCAGACAUGGAUCCUCCUCGACCUGGUAUGUUGUCACGAUCAAACACGUUCGCUGUCAACGAUGCGGGCAUGGGUAGACAGCAACCUCCUGUUCGAGAAAACUCCUGGGGAGAAGAACCUGUGAUGAUGGACCGGCCACCCGUGGAAAGGUCACGCUAUGGAACUCAGAGAACAGCAUCAGAACCUCGAGGUCCUGCCUCAAGACAACCUCCAAUGGGCCGGUCCAUGUCACAACGGCAACCAGCACCUUUGUUCCGUGAGCAAUCUCGCUACGAAGACCCCAAUGAUACGGUGGACGAUGUCUACCAGAUGUACGCCGCAGCUCCUCCAAGGAGGAGACAGACAACGCGUCGGCAGGAACAGCCUGCAUACAUUAACGAAGAAGACGAAUACAUAGAUGAAGUUGGCGAAUCUGAGGAAGAAAUGCCUGGUUUCGAACCUGUACGACGUCCCACAUCCGGACGAAGUAGUAAACGGGUCGAAAUGCGCAAAGUCCGAGUCAAAUGCCACUUCAACGAAGACACACGAUACCUUAUGAUUGGCUCAGUGAUAGAUUUUGGAGAUUUUGAAAGCAAGAUUAGAGAAAAAUUUGCCAUCAAGGAGCAACUGAAAAUCAGAAUGCAAGAUGAUGGUGACAUGAUCACCAUGGGUGAUCAGGAUGACCUGGAGAUGCUUCUUACUAGCGUUCGCACCGCUGCCAAGAAGGAGAGAAGUGAAAUGGGCAAAAUGGAGGUAUGGAUCUCAACAUGA
Messenger RNA from Exophiala bonariae, 1665 nucleotides. RefSeq lists its product as uncharacterized. The transcript has 4 exons. Bases 1 to 1665 code for a protein of 554 amino acids. Gene Ontology annotation, molecular function: protein binding. The record is from RefSeq and is a predicted model, not a curated record. NCBI's taxonomy places the organism in Eukaryota, Fungi, Ascomycota, Eurotiomycetes, Chaetothyriales, Herpotrichiellaceae.